This is a messenger RNA of Coniophora puteana RWD-64-598 SS2, 3774 nucleotides long. RefSeq lists its product as uncharacterized. Lineage: Eukaryota; Fungi; Basidiomycota; Agaricomycetes; Boletales; Coniophoraceae. The record is from RefSeq and is a predicted model, not a curated record. Gene Ontology annotation, molecular function: protein binding. Bases 1 to 3774 code for a protein of 1257 amino acids. The transcript has 8 exons.
AUGGCCCAGACCAAAGACAAGCACUACUGGUCGCAGCUGCGCGCGGCGCUCACCGCGGGGCAGUGGACGUCGCCUGCGCCCGCGCACGACCCGCGGGGCGAGGCGCUGCCGUGGCCCGAGCUCGUGCGCAAGUUCAACAAGCACGUGAAGGGGUUUGAGGACGUUGCGCGGAUUGCGGCGCAGACGCAGAGCUUGGCGUCGUUGAUUUGUGUGUGUGCGCAAAGGGAGCGCAGUGGGGGGAAGGGUGUGGCUGAGGGAGGAGAGGCGGGGGUACAGCUAGGGGAGGAUGCGGACGAUGGGGGGCUGGUGUUGGGUGAGGAGCUGGUGUUGGGGAGUGCGGCGGCGGAGGAGGAGAGGGAGGAGGCGAGGAGGGGGUAUGAGGCGCUUGGGAGGAUGGAGGGGCAGGGCUUGGACUCCGUUCAUCUUGCUCUUGCAUACUACGCAUAUGCCCUUGGACAGCCGAGUGACUGUCUGAGGCAUAUAGCCAAGGUCUCGCAUAUCUUUGAUGCAAACGCGCAUGUCCCUGCUGAAGGGUCGACGCGUUCGAACGCUUCUGGCCUCCUCGCGCCUUCAUCGACAGCGUCAAGCAGUUCGACAUGGACAGAUACGUGGACAGGAAGCUUUGCUAGCACCGACUCUCAUGGGACGCCAACGGAUAUCAAGGACGGCAGGGCAUGGGCAAUGACUGAGUCGAUGAGGAGCUUGUGUCUGCAGGGCAUGUCUUUCGAGAAGCUUUCCCCCGACGAACAUGAGCUCGCGCUCAAAGCCUACGCAUCCGCCCUCCCGCUCAUCAACACCAUCAAAUUUGACCUCCCCCUCGCACCCGCACCACCUACAACCCUCUCGCCGCGCCCACCACGAUCCGCGCGGAGCGCAACAAUCUCCUCGUCCUCGUCCCCCUCCGCCUCGUUCAUGCCCUACCGCGAGCUCUGGCGCUGGACCGAGCGCAUCAUGUUCCGCGCCAUCGCACUCGCAUCGCGCACGCGCCCACUCGACGACCCGCUGCUGUGGACGCUCCUCUCGCACUACCACGACAGCUCCGCACACUGGCCCGAGACGUUCCAGCCGCACCGCCGCGGCACCGUCGCGCAUCUGCACCUCCGCGCGCUCGUCCUCCGCUUCGGCUCACCUUCUGCUUCGUUGUCUGCGAACGCGAACGCGACGGCGCAGAAGGCGGCGCUGACGGGCGAGCGGCCCCCUGAGUGGCUCAUGACGGCACGAUCGGUGAUCAAUGACUAUAGGGCCGUGUUGGGUGCGUCGACGAGGUUCCCGAAGGCGGGGGAGAAGAACGUGAAGGUGGAGGAGUUUGUCGAUCUGUGUGUUGCGGUGUGGGAGGCGGCGGGUGCGUUGCCAGAUCGCGCGAGAUGGGUGCUCGAUGUGCUGUGGUGGGCGACGCGCCUCACGUUCAACUCGUACCGCGUCUUCCGGCACAUGACGCGGCUCCUGUACGUGUCCGGCGACGUCGCGCUCGCGCGGCGCACGCUGCGGCUGUACACCCAGGUCGUCGGCAAGGCGCGGCAGGCCGGGCUGCGCGUGAACGAGGAUACGGACAGGCAUUGGGUCGAGACGCUCGUGGGCGGCGCUCGCAUGUUCUGCCGGCUCGCGCUCGAGAAGCUUACGCGCGAGGGCGGAGGCGCGGAGGAGACGGAGGAGGCGAAGGCGUGCAUCGAGAAGGCCAAGGAGAGGCUAGACGAGGACGAUAAGGAGAUGGUUGCGCGCGUGGCGCUCGCUGAAGGGGUGUGGAACUUGGUCGCUGCGCUCACAGAACAAAACCCGCACACGCGCCCGGCCCGCCUCUCCAUGUCCCUCGUGCAACUCACCAAGGCCGUCGGCACGUUCCCCACGCCCGCGGCGCACCACCACCGCGCCGUCGUGCUCUCCCUGCCCGGUCCGACGCAGAACAUGGACGAGGCGGUGAGCGCGGCGCGCGCCGCCGUCGAGAGCGAGCCGAGCGAGGUGCGCUACUGGCACCUCCUCGCGCUGCUCCUCACCGCCAACGGGCAGUGGGCGCAGGCCAAGGGCGUGUUGGACGUCGGCGCGGACAUUGGCGAGCCGGAUGAGGCUGAGGUGGACGGUGGCGCGUUGAUGGCGCCUGUGCUUGAGGAGGGUACUGUGGGUACACUCAACGGUAGUGCUGGCGGGGCGGCGCUCAUGCCCGAGGAUGGAGUUAAGGUGCGGGACUUUGAAGCUGAGAAGCAGGCGAACGGGUUUGGGAGUAGUCUCGUUGGGUCGUCAUCGUUGGCUGCGCCGUCGACUGCCGACCGGUCAUCGUCGAACGGGACGGGUGUGUCGACGCCUGUCCCCGAGCCACUACGGGCGCCUCCGCAGAUGCUCAUAGCCCGCGAUGCGACGGCGCUUCCACCUGCCGGGACGCUCUUGCACGGAAUUCCGGAUCACCCGGUCGCUGCUCCUCAAGAUGCGUUCGCAUACGCGCUGCAGCUGAGGAUGACGCAGAUGGCGCUCAUCGAGCACGUGGAAGGGCCAGAGGGCGCGGGUGUGCAGUGGGUGGAUGUGUUCUCGUGGGUGGCGGAGCGGAAGGCGAGCGCUUCGCUCGAAGCGCAGGCGCGCUCGUCGAUCGACACCACCGGCGGCCAGUCCUUCGCGACAACACGUGCGCCCUCGAUCACCUCUCCGUCCGUCUCGGGUCGUUCCCUCGCGCCCGACUCGUCCAGGGACGACACCAGGUCGAUGGUCAACGGCAUCGUGUCCGACAAGGACGCGCUCACGAACUCGAACACCAGCGCGAACAUGAACGCGAACGGGAACACGCUCACCCUCCCGAUUCCGGACUCCGUGCCGUCCAUCACCGUCACGCCCGGAACACCCGCGGAGCCCAGCUACCCGUACGGCUCGAUGGAGGAGACGCUCGAGAAGGCUUCGUCCGCGCAUGAGCGCGGCGGCGGCGGCGAUCCGUCGGCGGGCAAGAAGAUGCAGCAGAUGCUGAAGAACAGGGUACACAAGGGGCAGGAGAAGAUCAGCACGAUCUCGAAGAAGAUCGGGCAUAAUGUCGUUAGGAGAGGUGGCAGCUUGCGGAGAUCGAGUUCUGCACCUGACUUCAUUGCAGUCAUGCAGGGCGCGUCCUUCCAAGCCUCGUCCAUCGCCUCGCGCCGGCGCAUCCGCUCCGUCAUCCGCCAGCGGCGUGACAGCCUGCCGAACGUGGAGUCGCCGCCGCCACCGCCACCACCGGCGCUGCGGCCCGUCGCGCCCGAGAACAGCACAAAGCCGGCGCCGGCGACGGCGGAGGACAGGCUGCUGAGCGAGCUGUGGGCGAUGAGCGCGGCAACGUUCCGCCGGGAGGGCAAGAUCGAGCAGGCCAAGGGCGCGAUCCAGGAGGCGGAGGUGAAGGACGGGGAGAAUCCGAGCGUGUGGGUGCAGCUCGGCUUGUACCACCACGCGCUGAACCACGACCGGCAAGCCGUCGAGGCGUUCCAGAAGGCGCUGUUCUUCGCGCCGGACGAUAUAUCCGCCACCGUGCACCUCUGCCGGAUGCACCUCGGCACCGCCGACGUCUCUUCUUCCUCCGGCCCCGGUGGAGAGAAAGUGGACGGGGGCCGUAGUGUGGAGCAGGACAAGGUUGAUCUGAGCGCGGGCAUGCUCGCGUACGCGACCAAGACGGCGGGGUGGAACGUGCCCGAGGCGUGGUACUUCCUCGCGAAGGCGUACGGGCUCCAGGGGCGCAAGGACCGCGAGCGGGUGUGUUUGAAGCGCGCGCUGGAGCUGAGCGAGAAGAGGACGAUCAGGGAUAUCGGGAGUGCGAUUGGGUGGUGUUUGUGA